GUGUUUUCAAACUGGAUGUCACAGCGGCUCUGAGCGGUUUGUCAAACAAGUCCAAAGUUGUCUCGACACGGGAGGAGGAUGAACUCCAAGACGAGGAUACGGCAGCUGUGUGAAGUGUGUACGCUGUGUGAACAUCGUUUUACAAAAUGAUUAACGGACGUAGUGUUUUCAGCGGCUAACGGGCGGCGGUAACACGGGACGCUGCUGUAACACAGGACGGGCUAGCUGCUCCGCUAGCUGCUCCGCUAGCUGUUAGCCAGUUAGCUCGCUGCUAGCAGACUGAACUGUCUGUUACUGCUAGUUAGCAUCGAGUGUUUGAAACAAGCUUCAAGUUUUUAGCCACAGACACGACUGAGAGGACUGUGAGAGCUCCGGAGAGGACGACAUGGAGAACAAGGACAAAGUACAGAUGAGGAAUAACCCUCGCAGACAGUUGAAGAAGCUGAGUGAGGACAGCCUCACCAAGCAGCCGGAGGAAGUGUUUGAUGUCCUGGAGAAGCUGGGUGAAGGGUCGUAUGGCUGUGUGUUUAAAGCCCAUCAUAAAGAGACGGGGGAGAUCGUAGCCAUCAAACAAGUUCCAGUGGAGUCAGAUCUUCAGGAGAUCAUCAAGGAAAUCUCCAUCAUGCAGCAGUGCAACAGUCCUCAUGUGGUGCGGUACUACGGCAGCUACUUCAAAAACAGUGACCUGUGGAUUGUUAUGGAAUACUGUGGAGCCGGAUCAGUUUCUGAUAUCAUCCGAAUACGCAACAAGACGUUAACAGAAGAGGAGAUAGCCACCAUCCUGCAGUCCACCCUGAAGGGACUUGAGUAUCUUCACUUCAUGAGAAAAAUCCACAGAGACAUCAAAGCAGGGAACAUCUUGCUGAACACAGAGGGCCAGGCCAAACUGGCCGACUUUGGAGUUGCUGGACAACUGACGGACACCAUGGCGAAGAGAAACACAGUCAUCGGCACGCCGUUCUGGAUGGCUCCAGAGGUCAUACAGGAGAUCGGCUACAACUGUGUGGCUGACAUCUGGUCUUUGGGGAUAACAGCUAUAGAGAUGGCCGAGGGGAAGCCUCCCUACGCUGACAUACAUCCCAUGAGGGCUAUCUUCAUGAUUCCCACCAACCCUCCACCAACAUUCAGGAACCCAGAUUUGUGGUCUCCAGCAUUUAGAGCAUUUGUCAGCCAGUGUUUGGUGAAAAACCCAGAAAACAGGGCGACUGCCACACAGUUGUUACAGGAUCCGUUCAUCAAGUCAGCCAAGGCCAGCCCCAUCCUCAGAGCGCUGAUCACAGACGCCAUGGAGAUCAAACUGAAGAGACAGGAGGAGGCUGAACAGAGAGAGCAGGAUGCAGACGAUGAUGACAACUCGGACGAGGAUGAGGUGGACCAGGGGACGAUGGUGCGGGCGGGGACAGGCGACUCAGGAACUAUCCGGGCCGCUGGAUCAUUAGCAAGUUCACUCGGCGGUACGGCUCGGACUAUGAUCGCACAUGACGACACUGGAACCAUGCAGUCACAGCUGGGCACCAUGGUCAUCAACUCCGAUGAUGAGGAUGAGGAAGAAGCCGGUACUAUGAAAAGGAGAGACGAGACGAUGCAGCCGGCCAAGCCGUCCUUCCUCGAGUACUUUGAGCAGAAAGAGAAGGAGGCCAACAGUCACAAUGAUGGAGGAAGAGGAGUAAACAACGCAGACAACCGCAAACCAUCCACUGAGGCAGACCUUGAGGUGGUGAGUUCGUGGACGGUGGAGGAGCUGCGGCUACGUCUGGCCUCUCUGGACCCUCAGAUGGAGCAGGAGAUCGAGGAGAUCCGUCAGCGCUACCAGACCAAAAGGCAGCCCAUCCUCGACGCCAUCGAGGCCAAAAAACGACGGCAGCAGAACUUCUGAGAAGGAACUGCCGAGUUGUCACGGCAACAACUGGAUGUUUUAUCUCUUUAUGUUCUCUGCAGCAGUUUGGUGAAAUGUCACGAAGACAUUUUGAAAACUGCACGAAGACUUCUGAUGAUGAUGAUGACUGCUGAAGAAGAAGACCUUCCAAAGAGCUGAUUGACAGAAUAUUAAUGACAUUCAUUUGAUUUAAGACCCACGUUCUCUUUUUCUGCCCGUUUGAGAGUCUUCAAGGACAUUUUUGUGUCUCUGAAUUAACAGUUGAGGAAAUGACAAAGUUUAAUUUUGGCGCCAUCAGCAGCUCAUCUGAACCUGUGAGUUUCUUUCUGUUUAUUUCAGGCAUGUUACACAGUCGUCUCAAACUGCAGAGACGAUUGUUAAAACCAGAUCUCUUUAAUUUUGUUUUACCUAAUGGUACAAUAUCAUUUAAACUGCUGACUGCUCGUCUUCGGUACUCGUGUUUCCUGUCACUGUUGCUGCUGGACUCUUAAGUGUUCCUACUCUGGAUUGAGAGAGUUUCGACAAAUCUGUAGUCUAGAACUGAAUCGUUCACUUGUCUGGAAAAGUUUGUAAAAUGCACAAAAGCUAUUGAGGUUCUAGGUACUGACAACCACUAUUGUAAAAAGUCAGAGUUUCAAAUUCCCGUCCAAAACUAUUUGAAAAGCGAAAAAUGAAAACAAACCCUGUGAUUACUGUCAGUCAGGAAAACACAGGAAAACACCUCCAUCAUUUAACCUGUGAAGAUGCUAAACAUCCAGGAGGUUUCUCAGUUUAAACUUUAAACUCUUUCUCUUUCAAACUUGAUUAUGAAAACUAAAUUCUGUAAUUCGGUACAUGCUCCAAGGGUUUUACUUUUUACACACAGCGUUGAAUAUACUGUCAGUCAUUUGUCAUUAUUUAUCAUGUUUUAGUUCUGCAGAUACGUCUCAAAAUAGUUAUUAGACCACUGCUCUUGUCUUCUGUUGCCUACAAAGGAAGUGAAAUUUAAAUUUUCCUCCAAACAGCAGAAAUAAUUGAGUGAAGACACAAGAAAAAAUGUGCUUUUCUGAUAUAGGCUGGUCUCAGCUAAUGUAAACAUCAUCUGAGUCAGAAGUUACACUUAAUACUCAGUGAUGAUGGAUUUCCAAACAAUGUUUAUUUUUCUCAGGCAGCUGAUGAAGAUUAAAACCAUAGAAAUAGAAUGAGAGCAGAAUGGACAAUGAACUGUUUGUCGUGGUCAUUUUACUAAAUUCAAAAGAAAAUGGCCACUGCUGUUAGUUGUUAUGACCUCACGCAUCAGUGGGGCCAUGAAGCGGUCACACUCUCUACUUGGACAUACUAAUGAAUAGAAUUUGAUUAUUUCCCAGUAGAAAUACAACCAGUUAAGUCCAGCAAUCCUCAGUUCCAGUGCAGCGAGGCAGCAGAGACAAAGCACAAAGACACCUCUCCAGUCCUCAACUCCUCUGCUGGUUUGGACGUUACUGCAAAACCUCAUCUCAGUGAGUUCGUGACUUGCCGCCAGUCGGUUUGUUUGUACGGAAUUUAGCCUGCUACAACGGUUGCAAUGGCAACAGCACACAAAAACAUGGCCGCGGUUCAAUAAUUUACUGUCUCUGUUAUAUGGCAGCUGAUCCCGUCCUCUGCUCGGAGGGUAAGGAGCUCCUGAAUCUCAUUGUUUCCCAAUCUGGGGACAUUUACGGCCAUUGUUCUUUGAGUUAGCCUCUAACUGCUAAUAGCUACCUUUUAACAUCUCUCAUGGCAGGUCGCACACGUUCUGGCUUAAGGGAAGGGACCACUCUGUCUCCCCGUGACCGCUGCGAUUGUACCUUAUAUACACCAGGGUGAGGCAGCCUUGACCAGGCACUGUAAAAGGGCCCACAGUGUUUGACACAUUAAUAAUCACUUACGUAUACAGCUUCAUUAUAGUGUGCUAUAAACCAUCUAUGAAACCAUUAAAGCGAAGUUUUACCUUUAUUUUUUACACAUUCCUCUAAUCUUUAGUUUAUUUUCUAAAUAACUGGAUACUGUUACCUCUUCAAGUCUCCGCAUUUUCACUCUUUGGUUGCCUUGGUCAUCAGCUUAUAGUUGUUUCAUUUAUCAUGAGCCAAAACAGUCUGGUAACGACUGUCAGAACAGACACACCUGCAUUUGAAUAUGUCACGUAUUCGUCUCAAGCUGGAGUUUUAACUUUCUAAUAGUUGAAAAGUUAUGAAACUUAAAGGGAAUUUAAUCAGAUGGAAACUUGAUUAUGUUUGACCUCCAGUGUCCUUAGUGUUUAAGUUUUUAUUUUUGUGUCCAUCAUCUAUUUUUCCUCCUCAGUAAGCUAAAAACAAAGACCUGGGUUGACAGAUUUAUGGAAUCGAUUCAACAAAGCUUUUAUUUCUUGGAUUUAUUAGUUUGAUUUGGCACUGGACGAGUUUGCCCCCCCCCAAAAAAAGUAUCAGGGAGCAGCAGCGACUGAAGCUGGCGUCGACCCAGGUCUGAUUCACCUUCACUUCUGACAUUCCUCAGAGCAAGUCCGCCGCUCAUUUUUCUACAUCCAGCACAAAAACAUUUAUAUUUUUCUACGUAGGUUUAGUGAUGUCAAGUUCAGAUAGAAGACGAGUUGUAGUUUUGAUCACAGAAAUGAAAACCAGCUUCUCAGGUCAUAAAGCUCCUCAGGGGUGUAAAAAUAAUGACGAGAAAUGACUGUAGAUAGUUUAGAGAUCCUUCACACAAAGAGUCUGUGUAUAUAUGAGCACCACUAGGCUGUAUUUGUAUAUUGUGAUUACAUUUGAACAGUUGAAGGUUUUAAGCCUCAAAACAAGACGCCUGUCAUUAAGUUAUAUUUAAAUAUUAAGCAGUUAUCAACGAGUUCAAAUGAGCGUCUGAUGUUUUGGGGCUUCAGCUGAAAGCAAAAUGCUGUUUAAACCUCCAGACUUUAAUCUUUGUGUGCAGGAGUCUCGUGUUUCUCUGUACGCAAACGGCUCAUGAGCACAAUUCAUUUUUCAUUUUCUCUUCUGUGUUACAAGCAAAACAAAAGGGAUUUUUUUGUUGUCUGCCUUAUUUUGGAUGUUCUGCUGUUAUUUUUCUGAACAGUGAUCUCAUGUAUGACACGUUGGGGUGGAAAAAAAGGGAAAAUAUAAAAAAAUAAUGCAGCUUGAUUGUUUUAAAGUAAGAUGCUGUUUGGUGCUGUCACACUGCUGGAAAAAAUGUGAUGCAUCAGAAAUAAAGUCGUAAUCACUGGAUAUCGAACAGACAUUAAACUGUUCUGAUGUUUGGGAAUCAGUUCUAAAGGGACAGUUCACCCCAAAAUCAAAUACGCAUACUUUCCUUGUCACCUGUAGCGCUAUAUGUGAAUCUAGAUAUGAAUCUAGAUUGUUUUUGUGUGAGUUACUGAGUGUUGGAGAUAUCAACCGCAGAGAUGUCUGACUUCUCUUCAGUAUUACAGAACUAGAUGACACUCAGCUUGUAGUGCUCAAAGUGCCCCCAAAAAAAAUACAUUUGAAAAACUUAACAUCAAUGUUUUAUAAAGAAAUCAUGAUCCAGUUACUCAAGAUAAUCCACAGACCUUGUUGUGAGCAGUUUCAUGUAGGAACUGUUUUCUUUCAACUGAACCACAUCCGACAACCUUAUCACCGUUAUGGAGUAAGAACAGCAACAAUAAAUUUUGGUAUUGAAAAGAAAAUUUGGCAUUAAAAAAAAGAAACAUCUACACUGAAAAAAAAAAAAAAAACACUGAAAAAUAAAACACAAACAUUAAAAUUUAUUUUUGUAAUUUUUUGGCAUCCUGGUGUAUUUUUUAGUGACAGUCUUUUUCUAAAUGUCAUUUUUUCAGUGACAAAACAGUGACAGAAGAGUGACGUGAAGAGAAAUCAGAAGAUUGUCAUUGAAAAGCACAUGAUAAUGUGAAAAAUAUCAAAAUAAAAAUGAUUUUUAAUGCUUGUCUUUUAUUUUUCAGUGGAUUUUGUUGUGCUAGUGUUUCCUUUUCAGUGCUGAAUUUUAUUUUUGAUGCCAAAGCUUAUAGUUGCUUUUCUAGCUCCGUAAUCCUGGUUCUCUUCAUGGUCAAGAGGCUCGUACUCAUGACAGUGCGAGGUGAAAACAUUGAUACCGUCCUUUUCGACUGAGCUGUCACGUGAGCCAGCUCAGUGGUGCUAGGUGAGCUAGCAGUUACAGUUGGCAGGUGUAGUCCCAUAGACAGAAAAUAGUUCCUACAUCAAACUGUUCACAACAAGGUCUGUGGAUUAUCUUGAGUAACCAUGUCAUGAUUUCUGGAAAGAAAAAAAGUGCUUUGAGCAUCUCAAGCCGAGUCCCAUCUCGUUCCUUUAUAACGGAGAGAAAGCAGACAUCUCAACAGCCGAUAUCUCCAACACUCUGUAACUCACAAAACAAUCUAGACCAAUCAAUAGCACCACAGGUAAGAGGAAAAAUAUGUGUGUUUGAUUUUGGGUCUCUUGAACAUGAACCACUAUUUGUAUUUUUUUUCUGCCUUCUUUUAUCUAACUGUUAAAUGCUUUCUGUGAUUGUCUAAACUAUUUCAUAGAAAACAAACCACUGCAGGUAUUUGCAGGUUUGUUUAGACUGAAGGGAACACUGGGACACAAGAACAAAAAUUAUGACUGAUUCUUACUAAAAAAAGAAAACAAAAACAAUUAUUUACGUACGUCUGCACAGUGAAAACUUAAAAUAAUAUUUGGUUUAUAUUAAAAUGUGAUAAUUCCAGGUUCUUGUUCUUGGUGCAGGAUGUUUCAGUCGCACAAACAUUUGAUGAGGCUCUAAUUUAUUUAACGAGUGAAUCAGAUAAAAGGUCUAAAUCCUGCUGAAACAUCCUGUUUGGAUUCAUCUUUUCUCGAGUGUUACCACUGUUCAGACUUCUCAACUGUUUAAUUUAUUCUUUUUCAUAGUUUAUCUUCAGCAGCUCUAAUGUCACUGUUUCCUUUUUCUGGUCACACCUGCAGGUACUUUCAGAUCUUUGAUAGUACAUGAGUUCUGAGCAGGAACACAGUGUAACCAUAAAAUGUUCAAAUACAAACCAGCAUUGGCUUCUAUAUAAAACUGUGACGCCUGGAAAAGUGAACAAAUAAAUGAACCAAACAAAGGAAAGAGGAGUUUCAGCUUCAGUGCAGCUUCAUGUUCGUCAUUAGGUGAUUCAGAGUGAAAAGGUUUUCACUGUCCUGUUUCUCUGCCUCUGCGUGCAAGACGUUUCUUUAUUUUCCAGGCAUGUAAAGAUCUUCUGUUAACUCGUCUUCUCGUGUUUUGCACACUUCCUGUUUGACGCCUGAAAAAGUUUCUGAAGUUUAUAUUUUGCCUUAAAGUAUGCAGUGGAAGUCAUGCAUAUGUUUUAGAUCACUGAUGUUUGGUUUGUGUUUUAUUUUGUUUGCUUGUCUAAUAAAGAAAAUAAUUAAAACUAAAAGAAA
Epinephelus lanceolatus (giant grouper) is the source of this 7251-nucleotide messenger RNA. Its product is annotated as serine/threonine-protein kinase 4-like. Gene Ontology annotation, cellular component: cytoplasm. Gene Ontology annotation, molecular function: protein serine/threonine kinase activity; ATP binding. Gene Ontology annotation, biological process: protein phosphorylation; signal transduction. Lineage: Eukaryota; Metazoa; Chordata; Actinopteri; Perciformes; Serranidae. The record is from RefSeq and is a predicted model, not a curated record.